Molecule: messenger RNA, 1203 nt
Organism: Rangifer tarandus platyrhynchus (Svalbard reindeer)
Lineage: Eukaryota; Metazoa; Chordata; Mammalia; Artiodactyla; Cervidae
Source: the annotation of a GenBank genome assembly
AUGAUUGCCCUUAUUACUACAGCUGUUGUGUUGGUUCUAGCAGUAAUCAUCGGUCUCCCUGUUUAUUUUUUGGUAUUUGAUCAGAAGAUUCAUUAUUACCAAACUUCCUUCCAGAUCCCUAGUAUUAAAUAUAAUCCUGAUUUUUCAGUGGAACAUUCAAAAAAUAGGACAGACCUGAAACAAAAAAUCAGUAAUGAGAUAGAUGAGAUAUUUCAAAGAUCCAGUUUAAAUCAUCAUUACAUCAAGUCUCAUGUUUUCAAUGUUAGGCCAAGUAAUAAUGGUUUGAAAAUAAAUGUAUUGCUCAAAUUUCAGUUUACCUCUAACAAUGCAGGCACAAGAAAAAGAGAAGCUGAGAGCAUUUUGCAUCAGAAGUUGAAAUUAAAUGAAAGCUUCUUGAAGAUAGAUACUUCAUUGCCCUAUCUUAAAGAUAUGAAUAAUGUACAAGCAGAGCACAUCCUGAACAGUUGUUGUGGUUUAGGGAGGGAGUUUCCAUCCAUGGAAAGAAUUGCCGAUGGUAGUGUUGCAAAGAAAGCUGAUUGGCCUUGGCAAGCCAGCCUGCAGGUUGACGGCAUCCAUUUCUGUGGAGCCACGUUGAUUAGUGAGGUGUGGCUCCUGACUGCUGCUCAUUGCUUUGAAUCCUACAAAAACCCCAAACGCUGGACGGCUAGCUUUGGAACAACUCUAAGCCCCCCACUGAUGAGACAAGAGGUGCAGUCGGUUGUCAUUCAUGAAGACUAUGCUGCCCAUAAGCAUGACGAUGACAUCGCUGUGGUGAAGCUCUCCACCCCUGUCGUAUUUUCGGAUGAGGUGCACAGAGUCUGUCUCCCGGAUGCUACUUUUGAAGCCUUGCCUAAGAGCAAAGUGUUUGUCACUGGAUGGGGAGCUCUAAAAGCAAAUGGUCCCUUUCCCAAUACUCUGAGAGAAGUUGAAGUAGAGAUCAUAAGUAAUGAUAUAUGUAAUCAAGUUCAUGUAUAUGGUGGAGCUGUAUCAUCAGGAAUGAUAUGUGCUGGAUUCUUGAAAGGAAAACUAGAUGCCUGUGAAGGUGAUUCUGGGGGACCUCUGGUUAUAGCACGUGAUGGAAACAUCUGGUAUCUUAUUGGAAUAGUAAGCUGGGGAAUGGACUGUGGAAAAGAAAACAAGCCUGGAGUCUAUACCAAAGUGACUCAUUAUCGGGACUGGAUUAAGUCUAAAACUGGCAUCUAA